UUCCUUUGGUCGAAAUGUUUGCGAUUUCAAUUUUCCUACUCUACCAGUUGAGUGCAGUGCUAGGUGGCAGGGACCGCAGUGUCAGAGUCUCUGUUCAAGUCAAGGAUCAGAUCCUUUCCACAGAUGACGUGGACUCAGCUUACCAAAUGUAUCUGAAGAGUUACCAAGACUUAGACAGUAAUGCGCCCGCCAUGCUCAAAAUGGUUGAUCCAGUUACACAAGAGAGGGAGAAUGAGAGAAAGAAAAACAAUUUUAUGACGUCUCUGGCAAAAGCAAAGGCGCACAAUGUGAAGUUUGAGAACGGAGAAUCGAGGUUCAAGAUGACAGUGAACUCCUUCUCCGUGAUGGACGAAGAAGAGAAGAGGGCACGUCUGGGAGCGAUCAAUGCUACCAGAUCAGACGUAGAGAAGACCGGCAAGAAGAAACUACUCGGAGCAAUGACCUCCCCCCACCCAGACACUCUGAGUUGGCACAGUAUGGGAUACGUAUCAGAUUCCUUUGAUCAGGGCGACUGUGGCUCCUGCUGGACCUUCCCUGCAGUAGCUCUCCUGGAGUUCGCUCUUAAAGAAGCUACUGGAAAACUUGUCCAGCUGUCCAACCAGCAACUCCUGGACUGCACAUACGAGUUCAACAAACAGUACGGGAAACAUGACGGGUGCAAAGGAGGACUCUAUGAGCACGCCUGGGACAUGGUCAUUAAGACCCAGCACAUGGCCCCCCUAGCCAGAUACAAGUACAGGGAGCAUGACUACAAGUGUGACUUUGAGCGAUACACCAACACUUUGGAGAACAACAUCAAGAUCACGGGCUACAAAUCUGUGUCUCCGAGCUCCACUGGGAUCCUGGACGCAGUGCAGUUGAUGCCCCUGGCUGUGGCUAUCAGAGUGGAGGAGGAGCUGUACGCGUACAGUGUAGGGAUAUAUGAUGGGUGUAACAAAGAACACAAAGAACCAGAUCAUGCUGUCCUACUGACUGGAUACGGACCAAACUACUGGGAGGUGAGGAACAGUUGGGGUCCUGACUGGGGAAUCAACGGAUUCUGGAAGUUCGUCAGAGGUAAAGGUGCUAAAAUGUGCUUCCUUCUGGAUUUUGCUUCUCACAUUACAUACAAAAACCUCGUCGACAACAGCGUCACAGGUUCCGGGGACGAUGACAAAGGUCUAACCACAGAGACAACCAAUACUGCCACAACCAGUUCACACCCAACCACCAACUCCAAACCCAGCCCCACAACCGAACCAAUCACUGACCCACCAACCCCAGAAUCCACAGUAAGCCACCCGAGUACCACAGAGGAGGUCGGCUCCAGCACCACAUCAGCUAUUGAAACAGACCCACUAACCACUGCCACUGCCACCGGAGGAACCACUGUCACCGCCACAGAAAGGCUCGUAACUCUCGUUACUGAUCCUAAGGUGGAGUGUGUCCCGGGCCAGUUCUGGACUGGGAGCGAGUGUGUGCUGUGUCCGGAGAACACGUACAGUGGUCACGGUGCUCAGUUCUGUAUCAGCUGCCCAGAAGGGACAUCUUCAGAGGAGGGUUCGGACUCAUCUGAUGACUGCGAGGAGAAGAAGUGCCAGGAUGCCUAUGAUGACUGUGCUCAGUGGGCCAGGAACGGGUACUGUGUUAACGGAGAAUACAUCUCCUUCAUGGAGAACGACUGCAGGUUGUCCUGCUACUUCUGUGAGGAGUACUGUGAUGCUGGCUACUACAGAGAUUUUGAGACUGGUCACUGUCUCAUCUGUCCUGCAAACACCUACAGUGCUUACAAAAGUAACCGGUGUGAAACCUGCCCGGUAGGAUCCUCCAGCGCAGAAGGCUCCACCGACGUGUCCAACUGUAACAGAGAAACAGCCUGCGAGGACGCAGCCUCAGAGCAGUGGUGUAUGACCUACGUGCCGCACGGUUUCUGUGAGACCAGGAGGAGGUCUAUGGAGGCAAGGUGUGCUAAGAGCUGCGGGUUCUGCUCCGACGAGAAAGAAGAGGAGUGUCAGGAUAAGUACGAGUUUGAUGUUUGCCAGAAACUCCGCGCUCGAGGAUAUUGUUACGAGCCUGACUUUAUUGAUAUGAUGAGGGACUUCUGUGGGAAAACGUGCGGUACUUGCAGGGACGAGGGAGAAGAAGUAGACAUGAACUGUGUAGAUGGAGUAGAGUAUACUGACGACUGCCCCCAGUGGGCUGACCUGGGCUACUGUGAGUACGGGAGUGAGUACACGGCCUUCAUGCAUCAGAGUUGCAAAAAGAGCUGUCACAGUAUCAUCAACAUCUGUCAAAAUGAAGAUAUUGAAAAGGACGAGGAGGUUAACACCCCCACCACUCCUUCUGCCACCUCAAAACCUACCACUGAGGCAGAGCCGAGUUCGACAGAACAAACUAGCGAUACCACCGACUGCUGGUUAAUCAACACUGGCAUCUCCGACAACGUGAUACUCAGCCAGCCCGAGUUCACCACCUACAAUGAGUGCGAGGAGCUCUGUAAGAGAGUAACAAACUGCCGCGGUAUCAUGGUCAGUCCCGCCUACUGGGCAGAUAGACAAUGUUUUAUCCUAGGGGAGGAUGUGGUUGGAGAAAGGUUUGCCUGGACAGCAGCAAAACGGGAGUGUUUCCAGCCUGGAUACGUGGAGGAGAACGGAGGAGGAGAGUGCAGCGACUCAGAGGAAUACGCUAGAGACUGUCCUACCUGGUCAAGUGAUCACUGCACUAGGGGAGAGUACGUUACCUUCAUGAAGGAACACUGCAGAGAGUCCUGCGGUUUGUGUGCCUCCACCAGCUGCACUGACGUGGCAGAGCACGCCUCUAACUGUGGAGAGUGGUCGGAGAAGGGGUUCUGUGACGCCACCUCCUACAGAGAGUGGAUGGAGGAGAACUGUGCGGAGUCGUGCGGGCUGUGCGAGGAGGGGAGAGUGGUGAGCGGUUGUACUGAUAAUGAGAAACACGCUGAGGACUGUAGGUAUUGGUCUCAGGAGGGAUACUGCCGCAGCGGACAAUACUUCACCUUCAUGAGGGACAACUGUGCGCUGUCUUGCAAUGCUUGCGGAGGUAGGGUAAGAGGUGCUUCUAGAGGAAGGAAUCCCAGGCAACAUGAAUAGAAUGGACCGUAACAAUUCUAUACUCAGGACAUAUGCAUAUCGUACGAUCGAAGACUGAAUUGAUAAUUGAAUUAAUUGCACUGACGAGACUAAAAAUAAUGAUAACACUACGCAGCUAUUGUCACUCUACCAUUAAUUGUGAUCCAUUUUGGUAGAAUAGUAGUUGACAUUAAAAUUAUGAGUUUUUAAUUUAAAUUUUUAGUCAAUAUGGAAAUUAUAUCAGUACAACUGUACUCUCAAAUAUUGAUCCAUUUUAUUUUGCUUAAAGAUUUUCAUGCAAGAUC
This is a messenger RNA of Bolinopsis microptera, 3373 nucleotides long. RefSeq lists its product as uncharacterized. Gene Ontology annotation, molecular function: cysteine-type endopeptidase activity. The record is from RefSeq and is a predicted model, not a curated record. Gene Ontology annotation, cellular component: lysosome. Lineage: Eukaryota; Metazoa; Ctenophora; Tentaculata; Lobata; Bolinopsidae. The transcript is spliced from 2 exons. Bases 15 to 3089 code for a protein of 1024 amino acids.